This is a messenger RNA of Miscanthus lutarioriparius, 1314 nucleotides long. The record is from the annotation of a GenBank genome assembly. Lineage: Eukaryota; Viridiplantae; Streptophyta; Magnoliopsida; Poales; Poaceae.
AUGGAAAGCCAGAACACUUGCGCAGCGGCGUUGCCGGUGAGCACGCUCAGCGAGCCUCUCGUCCUGGGCAAAUCCGCUGACCUCGCCACCGCCGCCGACGACCUGGAGGCGCAGCUCACUUCGUACCGCGCCACGGGUGCGUCCUUCUCCAGGACGUGCCUCAACCUCACCAACGCCGUCUCGGGGAUCGGGGUGCUGUCCAUGCCGUACGCGGUGGCGCAGGGCGGGUGGCUCAGCCUGCUGCUCUUCGCGCUCGUCGGCGCCGUCUGCUACUACACCGGCACGCUCAUCGAGCGCUGCAUGCGCGCCGACCCGGGCGCCAUCGCCAGCUACCCGGACAUCGGCAAGUUCGCCUUCGGCUCCGCCGGCCGGAGGGCCAUCGCCUUCUUCAUGUACGUCGAGCUCUACCUGGUGGCCAUCAGCUUCCUCGUCCUCGAGGGCGACAACCUCGACAAGCUCUUCCCGGGCUCCAGCGUCCAGCUCAUGGGCGGCUACCGGCUACAGGGGAAGCAGCUGUUCAUCGCGCUGGCCGCCGCCGUCGUGCUGCCCACCACGUGGCUCAAGAACCUUGGCGUGCUCGCCUACGCCUCGGCGGUCGGGCUCGUCGCGUCGGCGGUCCUGACGGCGUCGCUGGUCUGGGCCGGCGUGGCCGAGACCGGGUUCCGCCGGAACUGCACCAGCGUCCUCAGCCUGGGCGGCCUACCCACCUCGCUGGGCCUCUACUUCGUCUGCUUUACCGGCCACGCCGUGUUCCCCACGAUCUACUCCUCCAUGAAGAACAACAGGCACUUCUCCAAGGUGCUGCUCAUCUCGUCGGUGCUAUGCAGCGUCAACUACGGACUGACGGCGGUCCUGGGCUACAUGAUCUACGGCGACGACGUGCAGUCGCAGGUCACGCUGAACCUGCCGUCGGGAAAGCUCUACACCAAGGUCGCCAUCGUGACGACCCUGAUCAACCCGCUGGCCAAGUACGCGCUGCUGGUCGCGCCGAUAACCGCGGCGAUCGAGGAGAGGUUCUCCCUUCCUGCUGGGAGCGCGCCGGCGAGGGUGUCCAUCAGCACCAUGGUGGUCGUCAGCACGGCGGUGGUGGCUUCGACGGUUCCAUUCUUCGGCUACCUCAUGUCGUUCAUUGGGUCAUUCCUCAGCGUCAUGGCCACAGUCAUAUUCCCCUGCCUCUGCUUCCUCAAGAUCUACAGGGCCGAGGGGAUUCUCCGUAUCGAGGUCGGGGCGAUCGCUGGUAUCCUGAUGAUGGGCGUGUUCGUAGCCGUCACCGGCACCUACACUUCUCUGAAGCAAAUUAUAGGCACUUUCUAA